Schistocerca piceifrons (Central American locust) is the source of this 825-nucleotide messenger RNA. Its product is annotated as spidroin-1-like. The transcript is spliced from 3 exons. The record is from RefSeq and is a predicted model, not a curated record. NCBI's taxonomy places the organism in Eukaryota, Metazoa, Arthropoda, Insecta, Orthoptera, Acrididae. Bases 1 to 825 code for a protein of 274 amino acids.
AUGCGCUGCGGCCUCCCGGUGUGGCGGUUGCAUCACGACCUUGAUCCGCCGAGGAGAGAGUGGCGAGCCUCCGAUUACGGCAGCGCAUCCCGACCUCGCUCCACCGAGGGAAAGCGCCGGUCGUUACGGCAGCGCAUCCCGCACCGAGUCACGGCCGCCGCGCCAGCCGCGGCCAAGUUCACGGCAGCCCAGCCAGACACGUGUUGUCGUCAGGCCGCAGGUGCGCCGGCAAGGCCGCGCAGCCAGUUAGGCGGGGCAACGGCCGGUCGCUGCACCUGCAGCGCGCAGCGUGCCGGCGCCCACUAUAAAUACGCCGCGCAGCGCCGGCUGAGGCACAUUCGGUCGCCGAUCGCAGCCUCCUCCGGAAGUCCAACAGCCACGAUGCAAGUACUGACGGUGUUGAGCUGCCUGCUCUCCGCCGCCAUGGCGAGGCCCGGCUUCCUGGGCGCCGCCCCCGGCUUCUUGGGCGCGGGCUACGCCGGACCUGCGGCCUACGGCGGCUACGCGGGCGCCCACCACUUCGCGCCGGCCAACAUCGUGAUCGGACCCGGCGGCGUGCCUUUCGACACCCCCGAGGUGGCGGCCGCGCGCAAGGCGCACCUCACCUACGUGGCCGAGACGCGCGCCCGCGACGCCGCCGUCAACGCCGCCGACGCCGCCAGCGGCGCCGCCUACGCGGGCUACGCCGGCGCCGCCUACGCCGGGGCUGCCGCCGCCGGCUACGCGGGGGCCGGAGCGUACGGUCCUGCCGGCCUGGGCUACGCGGGGGCCGGCCUGGCCGCCCCCAGCAUCCUGGCGCUCAAGGCCGGACACCACCUGGGCUGA